This is a messenger RNA of Plasmodium vivax (malaria parasite P. vivax), 820 nucleotides long. RefSeq lists its product as hypothetical. NCBI's taxonomy places the organism in Eukaryota, Apicomplexa, Aconoidasida, Haemosporida, Plasmodiidae. The transcript has 4 exons. The record is from RefSeq and is a predicted model, not a curated record. Bases 276 to 635 code for a protein of 119 amino acids.
GUUGCAAAGGUGGGUACACACAAGCGCGGGCAUUUUUUUUUUUUUCUUGAAGGGCAGUUGUGCAAUUAGCUGUACGAUUAGCUGUGCCAUUGCGAACACAUUCCACGCCAAAGUAGACACAGCGCAGUUGCCCACGCAUACAAACACACACAUAUAUAUAUACUGGUCUGCUAAUUCAGAUGCGUGCUCCUCCUAAGGGUGGCCCUUUUUCCUCGCUCCCGCUUUAGCGAUACACUUCCCAAGUCAAAUUUGACCCCCAAAACUGACGGCUCAAAAUGAAGCGAAUGCUUUUGCUCACGCUCACCGCCUUGUUUUUCGCUACGAGCCGCGACGUAGGACUGUGCCACAUGUGCACAACUGACCUGUGCGGGAGAUGCUGCCGCCCCACGCGAGAUGGCUGCGAAAAUAAUUUCCAACGCACGAUGAGGGGGAAUGACCCCAGCGACAGCGUAUACUGCAGACUCUGCGACUGCAGCAAUCCAAGCACAGGCUGUGGUUGGGUCGGAGACACCUACGGGAAAGUGAUGUGCACGAGUUGCGAGUUCAUCAAGCAUGCCUCUGUCAAAGUAAAAUAUUUCGAUAUAGCAGGCUGUGGACAUGAACUGAAGAGGGGAAACCUUCUCAAUAGUGCCUGACGUGGUGGACUAAAGACCAUAUCAGUGCUCUCGUGGGGAGCACCUCCCGAAUGGGUAUUUCCCCCCAUGUGUGGAUCUUCCCGUGGGUGUGCUUUCCACCACUUGUUAGUGUUUUUUUCUUUUGUUAACUAUUUUGUAACUCAUCAAUUUGUUUAUUUUGCGGGUGGCUCGAGGUUGGUAAAGAA